Molecule: messenger RNA, 1371 nt
Organism: Panicum virgatum (switchgrass)
Lineage: Eukaryota; Viridiplantae; Streptophyta; Magnoliopsida; Poales; Poaceae
Product: reticulon-like protein B9
Exons: 5
Coding region: 525-1187 (220 amino acids)
Source: RefSeq, a predicted model, not a curated record
UAAAACAAAUAUGAAAAAUCAAGGUGUUUAGCAAUUAGCAUGAUGCUAAUGCCCAUCCCAUUAAGCCAACCUUUCUCUGUAGUGGCAAGGGCACUUGCCUCUCCGCCAUCUCACUCCUCACAUCAUCACUGUGAUAGCUUGCACUGACAGGCCUUCAGCUCCCGAAACAUCUGUUCCUCAUCCUGCUCCCAACCAUCCAUAAUACUUGUUCUAAUCCAUGCGAAGGGAUUAUUUCACCCUCAAUUAAAGCAGUUCUCAGAUGCCAGAUGCCACGAUAUGUGGCUUCAAGUCCGUAAGAAGGAAUCCCUUAGCUGUUACAAAACCUCCGGCUGAAGCAAACCUUUCCUCAUAUUCGUUCACUUCCCUGUACCCCCGGCACAAAGGUAUCCUUGCCUUCUCAUGCCAAGCUUCCUUAUAUAUCCUCUCAUAAUACCUGUCAGCCUAUAAGGACAACUGGAGAAGAGCUGUCGUGACCAGACGAAUUACUACCAAACGCCACAAGAAUUUCUCAGAACUCUGCAGUCAUGCCUCCUCAUGUUGAGAGCAGUUCUUCUGACGAUGAUGGACAGACAACAAGGCUAUUUCAUAGACGCAGAUCAGUUCAUAAGCUACUCGGUCGACGGAAAGUUGCGGACAUCCUGCUAUGGAGGAACAAAAACCUAUCAGCAGGGAUCCUCGCAGGGGCAACAUUGGUCUGGUUCCUGUUCGACGUGGUUGAUUACAACGUAGUAACGCUCUUUUGCCACAUUGCACUCCUUGGGAUGCUUCUGCUCUUCGUUUGGUCGAAUGCCGCGCCUCUCUUUGACAGGCGGCCUCCACAGAUCCCAGAGGCCAUUGUUUCUGAAAAAGCAUUCAGAGAAAUUGCACAGGCUACCCAGUACAAACUGGCUCACUUUGUAUCAAUCCUAUAUGACAUUGCAUGCGGGAAGGAUCUCAAGAAGUUUCUCAUGGUGAUUGGGUCUCUGUGGGUACUGGCAGUAGUUGGAGAUACUUGCAGCUUCACCACACUGUUAUAUGUUGGAUUUUUGUGUGCUCUUACUUUACCACCAUUAUAUGAAAGAUAUGAAACAGAAGUGGACCAUCUUGUAGCCAAAGGGGGUGAAGACCUCAAGAAAUUCUACGAGAAGGUUGACUCCAAUGUCCUCAACAAGAUACCAAGAGGCCCUGUCAAGACAAAAGUUCGCUAAGAUGUUCUUAGAAUUUCCCUAAGUCGUCAGGACACGCAAAUACUCCCAUAUAUGUAAAAUAGUAAAACAGUUACUGGAUUUAAAUUCAAAACAAAUUUAUGGUACGAAAUUGUGCAUGUUAGACUACUAUACUGCUGUGAACUACCAUAUACUUUACUUUGACCAAUAAUUUUUUUUAAAAAAA